AUGGCGGCCCCAAGAAGAAAUUUCGCCAUAAUCUACGAAAUCAAAAAUGUGAAAAAACUGCCAAAGACAAAUUUUUCUGUCGGUCAGAAUUACUGGUUCUAUGGACUCAAAUGGAGAAUUUCACUUAUGAGAAAUGAACAAGAUGUGACUAUCAACCUAUUAUGUGACGAAGAAAAAACGCUCCAAUCACAUAUAGGCUGGAAUGUGGAUGUGUGCAUGGAAGUGGUUUUGGCAUCUAAAUAUCCGUGCAAAACUCUUCGUGCCACUACCCAACAUCAUCGAUUCACUGGUGGCGAUAGAAUUUACAAAUGUGAAAACAUAGCUAAAUGGUCUGACUUGAAUAAUGUUUUCAAAGGAUUUUUAGAGAGAGACACUCUCAGAAUUGAGCUCAACGUUCAGAUCACACACAUGGGCGGUUUACGGAGAAUUAUGAAAAAUUUUGAUGAAUCAAAUAGAGAGUUUUCUGAUGUUGAAUUGCUGGCGGACGGUCAAAGAUUCUUUGUGAGCAAAUUGCACAUGGCUUCCCAUUCCACAUUUCUCAACAGUAUGUUCAAUAUUCCUAUGAAUGAAGCAGGUGGAAACGUUUUCGAUUGUGGACCCAUCCAUGCGGACGUCUUCCAAGAUCUUCUAGAACUUCUAUACGGAGAAGAUACCAUUUCAAUGUUUAACUUGGAGGCCCUUUUGGAUCUAGCCGAUUACUUGGGAACGGAAACAGCAACCAGAAGACUCUUCGCAUUUAUUGAAAAGAACAAACACAACAUUAAUCAGAAAUACUAUACUCAUUUGGCUAAUAAAUAUGAUUCAAAAGAGAUGCAGGAUCGAACUUUAACGCUUGUGUGCAGUGCCCAUACGCUCAAAGAAGCAUUACCAGCGUUGCUUAAAUGGAGGCAUCUGAAUGACAAAGUUGAGUUUGGAGUGAUCGGAAACUUUACCGAAAAUUGUCUUAUCAAACUUAGUGCAAGCUUUUCAUUCGGAGAUAAUGAAGAAGACAAGCUAGGCAAUCUUUCGAUUGCUCAUGACGAGGUUCAGGCGGGUCAACUCGGUUGCAAACAAACACAUUUAGUGGAAAAUGUCAUGCAAGCAGGAGACACUGGAGCCAGUGUUAAUAUUCAAAUAUCGCUGAAUAUUGCACAUAUCGAAAAAUUUAUAUCAAAAGAUUUUGGUGAGUCCAACGCAUCAUGCUCGGAUUUUGUAGUAGAGGCCAAAGGAGAGAAGUUUUACAUUUCGAAAAAGUAUCUAACUGGACAUUGCCCAGUACUCCAUGAGAAAUUUACUCGAGAGAACAUCACCAAAGAAUGGAUCACAAACGAAUUGGAUCCGUCACUAUUUCAAGAAUUUCUGGAAGUUUUGUAUUUGGUUCCAGAUGUCAUCAUGGACUACAACGUUAUUUAUCUGCUCCGACUAGCCAAGCUAUGGAAAGCACGAACAGUGACAAGACAAUGCGAGCUCUUUCUAAUGAAACAGAAAAACAUAAUUUUGUUGAAGAUGAAGUUUCAGUUGGCUAAUGAGUUUGAUCUCUUAGAUCUUGAGAAUUGGUGUGUGAGCCAAGUUUCGAAGGACUUAGCGUAUUGUAUGGUUCAGCGAAACUAUGGAUUCAGUGAACAAGCAGUUGCAGCUCUUCGGGAAAAACUUGAUGUGUCUUCGAGAACAACUCGGACACCAAUAUGUAAUAGAAAUUGA
Molecule: messenger RNA, 1680 nt
Organism: Caenorhabditis briggsae
Lineage: Eukaryota; Metazoa; Nematoda; Chromadorea; Rhabditida; Rhabditidae
Exons: 9
Coding region: 1-1680 (559 amino acids)
Molecular function (GO): protein binding
Source: RefSeq, a predicted model, not a curated record